GUUUUUCAUGCGAAAACAGCAGAGCUUUUGAGUCACCAUCAAGUUGAGAUACAGCAGAAAUUCCCUAAAGAGGGAUGGGUGGAACAAGAUCCAAAGGAAAUACUAAAGUCUGUCCAUGAAUGUGUGGAAAGGACCUGUGAGAAGCUGCAACAACUGAACAUAGACAUCACUAACAUAAAAGCCAUUGGAGUCAGCAAUCAGAGAGAAACAACAGUGGUUUGGGACAAGACAACUGGAGAACCUCUUUAUAAUGCUAUUGUGUGGCUUGACCUGAGAACCCAGUCAACAGUUGAACGACUUCUUAAAAGAAUUCCAGGAAAAAACAAAGCCUUUUUUAAGUUUAGGACUGGUCUUCCACUUAGCACUUAUUUUAGUGCAGUGAAACUUCGAUGGCUUUUGGAUAAUGUGGAAGAGAUUAGGCAAGCUGUUGAUGAUGGAAGAGCUAUGUUUGGGACUAUUGAUUCGUGGCUUAUAUGGAGUUUGACAGGCGGAAAGAAUGGAGGUGUUCACUGUACAGAUGUAACCAAUGCCAGUAGAACAAUGUUAUUCAACAUUCAUUCCUUGGAAUGGGAUCCUGAGCUCUGCCAGUUCUUUGAUAUUCCUAUGGAAAUACUUCCAAAAGUACGAAGCUCCUCUGAGAUUUAUGGCUUGAUGAAAAUCUGUCCUAGCCUGAAGUCUGGAGCUUUGACAGGUGUACCAAUUUCUGGGUGCUUGGGUGACCAAUCUGCUGCUCUUGUUGGGCAAAUGUGUUUUCAAGAUGGGCAGGCAAAAAAUACGUACGGAACAGGAUGUUUCUUGCUGUGCAAUACAGGUCAGAAGUCUGUGUUUUCUGAGCAUGGUCUUCUAACCACAAUAGCUUACAAACUGGGCAGAGACAAACCUGUUUUUUAUGCACUAGAGGGAUCUGUUGCAAUUGCUGGUGCUGUUGUUCGUUGGCUGAGGGACAAUCUAGGUAUCGUUAAGACUUCACAGGAAGUUGAAAAACUGGCCGCGGAAGUGGGAACUUCUUAUGGCUGCUACUUUGUGCCAGCAUUUUCAGGACUGUAUGCACCAUACUGGGAACCCAGUGCAAGGGGUAUUAUCUGUGGCCUUACUCAGUUUACAAAUAAAAAACACAUCGCCUUUGCUGCGCUAGAAGCGGUCUGCUUUCAAACACGAGAGAUUUUAGAUGCCAUAAACAAGGACUGUGGGAUACCACUAAAUCAGUUACAAGUAGAUGGAGGAAUGACCAAUAAUAAAGUCCUCAUGCAACUCCAAUCAGACAUUCUCUGUAUUCCAGUAGUAAAGCCAUCAAUGCCUGAAACAACAGCUCUAGGAGCUGCUAUGGCAGCAGGAGCUGCAGAAGGAGUUGGAAUUUGGAGUCUGAAUCCUGGAGAUUUGACAGCAGUGACAUGUGAACGAUUUGAACCACAGAUCAACCCGGAGGAAAGUGAAUUUCGCUAUGCCAGAUGGAAGAAAGCUGUAAUGAAAUCUAUGGGCUGGGAGACAUCUGAAGCUCCUUCAAAUGGUAAUCCAGAAAUUAAUGCAGGUCAAAUUUAUUAAUUAGCCAGUUAGCAUAGGUAGUUAAUCUUGAGUUUGGUGUCCCUUUCUGUUCAUACCAUCUCCGUUGGCAUCUACUAUGCCAAUGAUUUAAAAAUUAUUACUUAAAACCACUGUGGAAACAAAGCAGGAAAAUAGAUAGAUAGGUCUUGCUCUUGAGAGGAGGGCACAAGCAAUAUCUUGUAGGGCUCUAAAAACAGAGGACAUGAAAUCAAGGCUAACUGCAGGUUUUGCAGAAUAGUAUUGGUUUACAAAAUAAAAAAUUCUUACC
Molecule: messenger RNA, 1810 nt
Organism: Balearica regulorum gibbericeps (East African grey crowned-crane)
Lineage: Eukaryota; Metazoa; Chordata; Aves; Gruiformes; Gruidae
Source: RefSeq, a predicted model, not a curated record